UCCAGGUCCAAAUCAAAGUCCCCUCCCCAAAAACGCAAAAUCAACAGUAGCAUUCAUUUCCCGCCCACACACACCGCAAACAUCCAUGGCCGACGGCAAAAAGCGCCGCCGUACCGACCCAACCGAGAACUCUCUUCCCUUCAAGAACAAGCUGAAACCAGACUCAGUGAUCCUGGAAACCCUGAAGGAGUUCUCAACCUCCUCAUCAGCUUCUUCAUCCUCCUCUUCCGCCGCAGACAAAACCCUAACCCUCCAAGACCUCUCCCUCCCCUUCCGCUGCCGCGAGGUGGCGGACCUCUCCCUCUCCUCCGUGCAAUCCAACAUCGAGUCUCUCGCCCGCAAGAUCGCGCACUCCAUCCUCACCGGUAACGGCUUCGCCUUCGAUGUCCCCUCCCGCUCCUCCGCCAACCAGCUCUAUGUCCCUGAACUCGACCGCAUCGUCCUCAAGGAUAAAUCCUCCCUCCGCCCGUUUGGUAACAUCUCCACCGUCCGCAAAUCCACCAUCACCGCCCGCAUCCUCGAGCUCAUCCACCAGCUCUGCCUCAAGGGGAUUCAUGUCACCAAGCGUGACCUCUUCUACACAGAUGUUAAGCUCUUCAAGGACCAGACUCAAUCGGAUACCGUACUUGAUGAUGUUUCGUGCAUGCUGGGGUGUACUAGGUCGAGUCUUAAUGUUGUUGCUGCGGAGAAAGGGGUGGUUGUAGGAAGGUUGAUUUUCAGUGAUAAUGGGGAUGUUAUUGAUUGUACUAAGAUGGGUAUGGGAGGGAAAGCGAUUCCGCCGAAUAUAGAUCGAGUUGGGGAUAUGCAAAGUGAUGCCUUGUUCAUUCUCUUGGUGGAGAAGGACGCUGCUUAUAUGAGGCUGGCUGAGGACAGGUUCUACAACCGGUUCCCGUGUAUCAUUGUGACGGCCAAAGGGCAGCCUGAUGUUUCCACGAGGCUGUUCUUGAGGAAGAUGAAGAUGGAGCUGAAGCUGCCUGUGCUGGCACUUGUGGACAGUGAUCCUUACGGGUUGAAGAUUUUAUCGGUUUAUGGGUGUGGUUCCAAGAACAUGUCCUAUGACAGUGCUCACUUGACCACCCCUGAUAUAAAGUGGCUUGGGGUUAGGCCUAGUGAUUUGGACAAGUACAAGAUACCUGAGCAGUGUAGGUUGCCCAUGACCGAGCAGGAUAUUAAGACUGGGAAGGACAUGUUGGAGGAGGAUUUUGUCAAGAAGAAUCCUGGUUGGGUUGAGGAAUUAACUUUGAUGGUCAAAACUAAACAGAAAGCUGAAAUACAGGCUUUGAGCACCUUUGGUUUUCAGUAUCUCUCUGAAGUGUACUUGCCCUUGAAAUUGCAGCAGAAGGAUUGGCUAUGAGUAAUGUACUGUUGAAGGAUUAUUCCUGUGUCUUAUCAGCUGAGGAUGCUACAUUUAGAGUGGAAUGUAAUGAAUUUCUAGUUAUCAUCCAUUGGAAAUUUGUUAAGUAACUUUUGUUCAAAAAUCAUGUUAAUGGUAUUUUUUUUUUCAAACUGAGUUUAUAAUUUUGCC
Molecule: messenger RNA, 1525 nt
Organism: Lotus japonicus
Lineage: Eukaryota; Viridiplantae; Streptophyta; Magnoliopsida; Fabales; Fabaceae
Product: DNA topoisomerase 6 subunit A-like
Exons: 2
Coding region: 86-1354 (422 amino acids)
Biological process (GO): DNA topological change; meiotic DNA double-strand break processing; meiotic DNA double-strand break formation
Cellular component (GO): nuclear chromosome
Molecular function (GO): ATP binding; DNA binding; DNA topoisomerase type II (double strand cut, ATP-hydrolyzing) activity
Source: RefSeq, a predicted model, not a curated record